AUGCUCUUCACACAGCACGCAGGCAUUGGCGCAGCCGCCACGAUCCCGGUGCCGGAUGCAGAGCCGAUUGUGGUCUACAGCCCUCUCGUUCUCAAGACAACUAACCGCCGUGUCGACCUGCAACUCCGUGUCACUGCGCCGGCUUCUGUGGAGAAGAACAGCAAUGGCAAAGAGCUCCCCAUCCUCCUUCUGUCUCACGGCCACGGCCGCAGCGAUUGGCUGUCGUCGCAGCAAGGCUACGCGCCGCUUGUCGAGUUUUAUGCCGGCCACGGCUUCGUGGUGCUUCAGCCGACACACCUCAGCUCCAGGGCGCUCGGCCUGGAGUUGAACGGCGACUCCAUCCGCGAGCUGUUUCUCGAGUCGCGCGUCCAGGACAUGUCGACCCUGCUGGACCGUCUCGACGAGAUUGAGGACGGCGUGCCCUUUCUGCGGCGCGGCCAGCUCGACCGUGCGCGCGUCGCCGUGGCCGGCCACUCGCUCGGCGGCAUCACGGCCAGCGUGCUCCUGGGCGCCGUCAACACGGACCCGCGCGACGGGCACGUGACAAACGCUGUGGACACGCGCAUCAAGGCCGGCGCCAUCAUUGGCGGCCCCGGCAGUGCGGGCACGAACCAGUCGGACCUGUCGGACAACGGCAAGGUCCUGCUGCCCCUGUACGACCCAGACUUUUCUACGAUGGCGACGCCCGCCCUCGUGGCGUGGGGCGACGAAGACGGCGGUCCGCACUUGACGGUGCGCGGCGCCGACUGGCACAACGAUCCGUACACGCUGGCGCCAGCGCCCAAGGUGUCGCUCACGAUCAAGGGCGGCAAGCACGGGUUCGGCGGCAUCAGCGGGUGGGACGCGGGAGAGACGCAGGACGGCAGUCCCGAGCGGCUGGGCACCGUGCAGCGUCUGACGUGGGCCUAUCUGUGGAGCCAGCUGUACCCGGAGGACAGGGCCUGGGCAGAGGCGAGCGCGGCGCUGCAGGGGCUGGCGGAUCUGGCCAGAGUUGAGAGUAAGCAUCGUACCAUCCAAAGAAAUCUCCCCGUUGACCUCCGUCACCUGGGCGGGCGUGGUGGCCUUGCCAUUGGCUACCUCCGCCGUCGUAUCGGCAGCGUCGGCCAUCUCCGUCAGCAGUUCAACCGUCUUAUGGUCCACAACCGUGGCUCUGCGGUAGUCGAUGAUGACUUCAGGGUCGUUCGCGUGUCGGUGUUGGGCCGUCGUGGCAUUCCAGUGCUGCCAGACGCUGGUCCAUUUUGCUCGACGAGGGCGGCCACGGUGUCGAGCGGGUCGUGGAACUUCACGCCAAAGUCCCGCGUCGCCCGUGUCGUGUCCGCUGUGCUCGGGUUCGAGAACGGUCCCGAGCCCCUGCUCGCUGGGCACCGAAAUGGCGGCCACGUGGGUGGCCGACACAUCCCGCACGUCCACCAGCGCACUCGGCACGGGCGGCUCCGGCGACUGCAGCGCCCCCAGGUAGAGGUUGUUCACGCCGUGCGGCUUGUCUGUGGGCAGUUGCGAGCGGUCGUGGCCAAUGACAAAGAACGGGUGGAUCGUGACAAUCUCGGGAAUCUUCUCGCCCUUCUUGGCAGCGGCGUCCACGUAGUCCAGCGUCGCGCGGUGCGCCAGGAUCUUGGAGAUUUGGUACUUUGUGAAUUCGGCGCUACCGUCGUCUGGAUAGGUCGCAUCCACAUCGACCUGCAGCGACCGGUUGACGCCCUCCUUCGCCUCGUAGCCGGGGCGCGAAACCCAGUCGAGCGGCAACAGGGCGACCGCCGACGAGGUAAUAAUGACGCGCUUCACUGUCUGCGCCUCUGUGGCGGCUUCAAGAAGGGCGACCGUGCUGUUGACGGCCGGGUUGAUGUAGCCCUCGUGCAAGUCCAGACCGGGCUGGGCCAGAGGGGACGCCACGUGCACAAUGUAGUCGACACCGCCCGACAGCGCUUUCGCCAGGGCUGCCUUCUUGCUGAGGUCGGGCACCACAAGGACCUCGAGACGGUCGCCGGCGUCGGCGUGGCGCGCCUUGGUGAGUGCAACCUGCUCCUCUUUGCGAACAGUCACACGAACGCGGUAGCCCUUGGCGAGUGCAUCAUGGAGCACCUCGGCGCCGAUAAAGCCCGUCGUGCCGGUAAUGAGGACGAAAGGAGUCGACAUGGUGGUAGGAUGUAG
Molecule: messenger RNA, 2148 nt
Organism: Sporothrix schenckii 1099-18
Lineage: Eukaryota; Fungi; Ascomycota; Sordariomycetes; Ophiostomatales; Ophiostomataceae
Exons: 4
Coding region: 1-2148 (715 amino acids)
Molecular function (GO): 1-alkyl-2-acetylglycerophosphocholine esterase activity
Source: RefSeq, a predicted model, not a curated record